Messenger RNA from Prorocentrum cordatum, 12473 nucleotides. Lineage: Eukaryota; Dinophyceae; Prorocentrales; Prorocentraceae. The record is from the annotation of a GenBank genome assembly.
AUGCAGCUCGCCGAGGAGGAGGCCGCUGGCGCCAUGGAGCCCGCUGGGGAGGCGGCCGCAACCGAGUUGCUGCCAGUGCCCGCUGAAGGCGAGACCGCGCAGGACAAGCAGCAGCCGCCUGCGCCGCUCGGCGCUCGGCGGCUGUGCGAGGGGUACGCCUUGGCACAGGCUAUGGGGCGAAAGCUGAGGGCCAAGCAGGAGAGCGGCAUUUGCGUCUUCUCGACGGUGAAGCCAGGGCUUCGCGCGAGAGCACCAGGCGGCCAUUGCGUGUUCUGUACGCCAGAGCGCAUGAAGGAGGCCGCUGGGAAUCCAACCAAGCAGAUGCACGUAGUUUCCGCUCUGAAGAAGUUCGAGCAGGAGAAGCCCGCGGCAGAGAAUCAGAAGCCCGAGAUCUACCAGAAGGCGAUGAGCAGGCUCCGCAGGCACCUGACCGUGGAGGAGUUCAAGACCAUUGUGACGCCGAAGCACUGCUGCCGCGGAGCUGGCGCAGACAUGUGCAUCUUCAACACCCAAUUGCCGGGGAAGCCUGCGCGUGUGAAGAAGAGCGACAACAGCUUGUGCAGUUGGUGCGAUCCUGGGCGGCUGCGCACCAUGCGCGCCUGCGGCGCGGGCGGCGUCCUGACGCAGUUGGAAGCUUUCCGCGCGAAGGACCCAGUCGUGUCGGCAAAGGCGAUGGCGAUCGCGAAGGACAUCUUCGGGGACGACUACAGAGCGAAAUUGCAGCAGAAGCGCAACAGGGCGAACCAGCAGGGAGCACAGCACCCGCGACGCAAGGGCGAGCAGAAGGAGCAGUGGGCCGAGGCUCUGCAGAAGCGACAGCUGCAGAUGGCGUCGCCCCAUAGGGAACACGAAGCGCGGAAGAGGUACCGCGCUGACGUACUGGCCGACCAGAAGAAGGUCAUGAACUCGUUCUUCCCUGAGGAGGCGGAGAGGAGGCCGCGCGGGCGCGCGGACGAGGUCCCGAAGCCAGAGGACGUGCUCCCGCCGCUGAAGGACGCGACCCACUCCGAUCUGUCGGCGGGGCUGCGGUCAUGGUUGGAGCGCGGUUCCUGGGGUAAGUGCAGGACCUGCGGUUGCUUGCAGCCGCGGCCGAUGCACGAAAUCGACUUGGCGGGCGACCCGAAGGUGGAGAUACCGCAGAGGCAGUGUCGACGAUGCAACGCUGGGCGGGACUACUGGGCGCCCUGUCCUGACGACGUCCCGAAGCCGCUCCGCAAUCUCUCAGAGGACAUCGUGCAGGCUCUGAGACCCAUCGACAUCGACGUGGGGCCGGAGACGCGCUCUACGGACAGCCUGGGCCGCUGGAACGGGUACCGCAAGAAGGUUAAGAUGGUGACGUUCUACUUCUCCAAAUGGCGCGUCGUUGACAAAAUCAACGGACUUGAAGGGAAGGAUACCCGGAGUACGGCCCGAAAGGCUCACAGGUACCUCAUGUCUUGCGACGAGUCUGCGUACCGGCGGUUCCACGAUAUGCACGAGACAUUCAUGAACAAGCACGGAGAGGACGCUGAGGACAGGAAACGCAGGCGGCCGUAUCAUUUCCUGCAGGAAGUUGGCCUCGAAUGCGCCCUGUGGCCGCAGCUGUAUUGGCGCGAGGACAUGACAGAGACCCACGAGCAAUGGUCCGACGUGCGCCGCGAGGAGAACCGCGAGGCGAAGGACCCGAAGAAGAAGCGCGCCAGGUACGGCGACGACAGCGAGGAGUCGGCCUGCGAGGAUGGAGAGGAAGACGAGGAAAGCGGCGGUCAGCGCACGAGCGUGAAGCGCUCGUUUAUAGCCAAGUGCAUGUCUGACCUGAUCGGCUACCAAGGCAAUUUCGAACUCCUCCAGUUCGUCUUCGACUUGAACUUGUGGGCCACUCUGGGCGCGAAGAAGAACCUGAAUCUUGAGAACGUACCCAUGCGCAUCCGCAUGAAGGGCCAUCCCUUCUCCCCGCUUUACUGGAAGGACACGCUGAACGCGUUGGUGGAUCUCGUGCGACAGGUUGGCCUUCCGAAGCUCUUCUUCACGAUAGCGCCGUGGGAGCAGUCAUUCCCGUACCACGAGUGGCUCCGCGACGAGAUGUACAAGACGCUGAAGACGCGAAUGCAUCUGCCCGUGGGCGAGACCCUGCACAUCACCCAUUCGCUCAUGCAGAUUGUCCGCGGGGUGAUUGCGGGAAACAACCAGCAGAGCCAGGGCCGGGCGGACCGAAGAUGGAAGAAGCAUGUGUUCUCGAGCAAGACCGACGACGGCGUCGCGAACAAGAGUGUCAUCUCGUUCACGCGCGUGGAGUUCCAGGAUGGCAGCCGCAAAGAGGGGGCGAAGCGCUACGACGGAUCUGGGCGGCCGCAUUUGCACGUGCUCUUCUUCGCCGACGAAGACGCCUUGGCUGACGCAAAGCUCGAGCAGCACCUCUUCGCUUCGAAGAGCGACGAGUUCAGCGACCACCUCAAGGGCUACAUCGACGGCUCCCAGUUGGACAAGCGCGGCGAGUCGGAGAGCAAGUGGCCCGUGUACAAUGGAGAGCCAGGGUACCACGUCCAGGCAGAGAAGCUGCUGCUCCAGCAUUCCAGUGCCGACAAAGAAGCUGGCCUGCGCGCCUUCUGCGUGGACGUCAUGGACGCGGUUCCGAUUCACCAGGAUUGGUUGGAAUCGGAUGGGGAGUCGCUCCUCUUGCAAUACGUCACCAAAUAUGUCGCCAAGUUUUCAGAUUCGAGCUACGAUGAGUGGAUGAGUGACCAGGCCUCCGCGGACAGCGUGGCUCGCAGGGUUUGCUUCGAGUACCACCCGUACGAGCCCGAAAUGAUUUUGCAGCUCUGCGGCGCGCAGUACCGCCAGGUGGACCUCUCGACGGCGAGCGGGGGCUGGAAGUCAGUGACGGCUCCUUACGCUGGCAUGCAGGAGACACCCGCGUGGGUGAAGAAGUACGAGAGCUGCUCGUGGCGCAACGAGGAGAUGUGCUUGCUGGACUGGCUGCGUAAGACGAACGAUUCUGGCGAGAUCGCGGGCUGGCUCAAGGCUCGCCACCAGAAGGCCGUGUACGAUGCCGCGUACCAGCAUCACUGCGGCACGCUGACGCCUGGCACAGAGCCGCCGUCGCAGACUGCAUUUCGAACCGAUCUGCGGAAGCAGUACAAGCAGAGCGACGAGAGCGCCCCCUUCGUAGACUGGAUGAAGGAGAUAUCCGUGCGCGCGGGCGCGAGCGUGGCCGACUUCCCGACGCUGGAGGAGUACGCGCGGACUUACACUGUCAGAGGAGAGAAGAUAGUGGCGGUGGACACGGUGUUCGAAUUCAACGAUCGUUACUACGGCCAGUGGGCGGCGAUGAACGUCCCGUUCCGGAAAUUGGAGGAUUUGCAGUGUGAGGUGGUGCAGAGGCUCGUGCCAUCGAAGUAUCAGCAUCUCGCCACAGCGCUGAAACUCUGCAGCGAUCGUCAGAGAGUGUCCGAGGAGUUCCAGGACAUCUUUGUCGACCAGGCGAAGUUCAUGAAUCUUAUGAAGGUCGCUGGCAAUUCCCAGAAAUUCAGCGAAGCCGUGCAUCGCAUGAUCGUCGGGCAGAGAAAGCUCAUCGACAUGUACCUCACGGGCGUGCUGAACAAGGAGGACGAGAAAGGUGGACUGGACGCCGAGGCCGUGGCGAUGGGCAACCGAAGACCCAGGCGCACUCUGGGCACUAUCUCCGAGCUAUCUUUGAAGGACGCCACAGACGGCGUGCCGCGGGCGCUCGUGAGCGCUAUCUCCGAGCUAUCUUUGAAGGGCGCCACCGUCGGCGCCUUCGCUGAAGCCUUUGCGGCCGCUGCGGCCGCCGCCCACGCCAGGCGUGCCUCGGGCGCUCGUGAGCGCUAUCUCCGAGCUAUCUUUGAAGGCGUGCCUCGGGCGCUCGUGAGCGCUAUCUCCGAGCUAUCUUUGAAGGACGCCACAGUCGGCGCCUUCGCUGUAGCCUUUGCGGCCGCUGCGGCCGCCGCCCACGCCAGGCGUGCCUCGGGCGCUCGUGAGCGCUAUCUCCGAGCUAUCUUUGAAGGCGUGCCUCGGGCGCUCGUGAGCGCUAUCUCCGAGCUAUCUUUGAAGGACGCCACAGUCGGCGCCUUCGCUGUAGCCUUUGCGCCCGCUGCGGCCGCCGCCCACGCCAGGCGUGCCUCGGGCGCUCGUGAGCGCUAUCUCCGAGCUAUCUUUGAAGGCGUGCUUCGGGAGCCCGUCAGCGCUAUCUCCGAGCUCUCUUUGAAGGACGCCACCGUCGGCGCCAUCGCUGUAGCCUUUGCGCCCGCUGCGGCCGCCGCCCACGCCAGGCGUGCCUCGGGCGCUCGCGAGCGCUAUCUCCGAGCUAUCUUUGAAGGCGUGCCUCGGGCGCUCGUGAGCGCUAUCUCCGAGCUAUCUUUGAAGGACGCCACAGUCGGCGCCUUCGCUGUAGCCUUGCGGCCGCUGCGGCCGCCGCCCACGCCAGGCGUGCCUCGGGCGCUCGUGAGCGCUAUCUCCGAGCUAUCUUUGAAGGACGCCACAGUCGGCGCCUUCGCUGUAGCCUUUGCGCCCGCUGCGGCAGCCGCCCACGCCAGGCGUGCCUCGGGCGCUCGUGAGCGCUAUCCCCGAGCUAUCUUUGAAGGCGUGCCUCGGGCGCUCGUGAGCGCUAUCUCCGAGCUAUCUUUGAAGGACGCCACAGUCGGCGCCUUCGCUGUAGCCUUUGCGCCCGCUGCGGCCGCAACCCACGCCAGGCGUGCCUCGGGCGUGCCUCGGGCGCUCGUGCGCGCUAUCUCCGAGCUGUCAUUGAAGGACGCCACAGUCGGCGCCUUCGCUGUAGCCUUUGCGGCCGCUGCGGCCGCCGCCCACGCCAGCGUGCCUCGGGCGCUCGUGCAGCGCUUAUCCCGGAGCUAUCUGUUGAAGGAACUCCACAGCGUGCCUCGGGCGCUCGUGAGCGCCAUCUCCGAGCUAUCUUUGAAGGACGCCACAGUCGGCGCCUUCGCUGUAGCCUUUGCGCCCGCUGCGGCCGCCGCCCACGCCAGGCGUGCCUCGGCGCUCCGGGCGCUCGUGGCGCUAUCUCCGAACUAUCUUUGCGUGCCUCGGGCGCUCGUGAGCGCUAUCUCCGAGCUAUCUUUGAAGGACGCCACAGUCGGCGCCUUCGCUGUAGCCUUUGCGCCCGCUGCUGCCGCCGCCCACGCCAGGCGUGCCUCGGGCGCUCGUGAGCGCUAUCUCCGAGCUAUCUUUGAAGGCGUGCCGCGGGCGCCCGUGAGCGCUAUCUCCGAGCUAUCUUUGAAGGGCGCCACAGUCGGCGCCUUCGCUGUAGCCUUUGCGCACGCUGCGGCCGCCGCCCACGCCAGGCGUGCCUCGGGCGCUCGUGAGCGCUAUCUCCGAGCUAUCUUUGAAGGCGUGCCUCGGGCGCUCGUGAGCGCUAUCUCCGAGCUAUCUUUGAAGGACGCCACAGUCGGCGCUUUCGCUGUAGCCUUUGCGCCCGCUGCGGCCGCCGCCCACGCCAGGCGUGCCUCGGGCGCUCGUGAGCGCUAUCUCCGAGCUAUCUUCGAAGGCGUGCCUCGGGCGCUCGUCAGCGCUAUCUCCGAGCUAUUUUUGGAGGACGCCACAGUCGGCGCCUUCGGUGUAGCCUUUGCGGCCGCUGCGGCCGCAACCCACGCCGGGCGUGCCUCGGGCGCUCGUGAGCGCUAUCUCCGAGCUAUCUUUGAAGGCGUGCCUCGGGCGCUCGUGAGCGCUAUCUCCGAGCUAUCUUUGAAGGACGCCACAGUCGGCGCCUUCGCUGUAGCCUUUGCGCCCGCUGCGGCCGCCGCCCACGCCAGGCGUGCCGCGGGCGCUCGUGAGCGCUAUCUCCUAGCUAUCUUUGAAGGCGUGCCUCGGGCGCUCGUGAGCGCUAUCUCCGAGCUAUCUUUGAAGGACGCCACAGUCGGCGCCUUCGCUGUAGCCUUUGCGACCGCUGCGGCCGCCGCCCACGCCAGGCGUGCCUCGGGCGCUCGUGAGCGCUAUCUCCGAGCUAUCUUUGAAGGCGUGCCUCGGGCGCUCGUGAGCGCUAUCUCCGAGCUAUCUUUGAAGGACGCCACCGUCGGCGCCUUUGCUCUAGCCUUUGCGCCCGCUGCGCCUCGGGCGCUCGUGAGCGCUAUCUCCGAGCUAUCUUUGAAGGACGCCACAGUCGGCGCCUUCGCUGUAGCCUUUGCGCCCGCUGCGGCCGCCGCUUACGCCAGGCGUGCCUCGGGCGCUCGUGAGCGCUAUCUCCGAGCUAUCUUUGAAGGCGUGCCUCGGGCGCCCGUGAGCGCUAUCUCCGAGCUAUCUUUGAAGGACGCCACAGUCGGCGCCUACGCUGUAGCCUAUGCGGCCGCUGCGGCCGCAACCCACGCCAGGCGUGCCUCAAGCGCUCCUCAGCGCUUCUCCGAGCUAUCUUUGAAGGACGCCACAGUCGGCGCCUUCGCUGUAGCCUUUGCGCGCCCGCUGCGGCCGCGGCCCACGCCAGGCGUGCCUCGGGCGCUCGUGAGCGCUAUCUCCGAGCUAUCUUUGAAGGACGCCACAGUCGGCGCCUUCGCUGUAGCCUGGCGCCCGCUGCGGCCGCCGCCCACGCCAGGCGUGCCUCGGGCGCUCGUGAGCGCUAUCUCCGAGCUAUCUUUGAAGGACGCCACAGUCGGCGCCUUCGCUGUAGCCUUUGCGCCCGCUGCGGCCGCGGCCCACGCCGGGCGUGCCUCGGGCGCUCGUGAGCGCUAUCUCCGAGCUAUCUUUGAAGGCGUGCCUCGGGCGCUCGUGAGCGCUAUCUCCGAGCUAUCUUUGAAGGACGCCACAGUCGGCGCCUUCGCUGUAGCCUUUGCGCCGCUGCGGCCGCGGCCCACGCCAGGCGUGCCUCGGGCGCUCGUCAGCGCUAUCUCCGAGCUAUCUUUGAAGGACGCCACAGUCGGCGCCUUCGCUGUAGCCUUUGCGCCCGCUGCGGCCGCGCCCACGCCAGGCGUGCCUCGGGCGCUCGUGAGCGCUAUCUCCGAGCUAUCUUUGAAGGACGCCACAGUCGGCGCUUUCGCUGUAGCCUUUGCGCCCGCUGCGGCCGCCGCCCACGCCAGGCGUGCCUCGGGCGCUCGUGAGCGCUAUCUCCGAGCUAUCUUUGAAGGCGUGCCUCGGGCGCUCGUGAGCGCUAUCUACGAGCUAUCUUUGAAGGACGCCACAGUCGGCGCCUUCGCUGUAGCCUUUGCGCCCGCUGCGGCCGCGGCCCACUGCUGCUUCAAUCCGCACGAGGCUGGGAAGAAGGCGCAGGCCAAGUUCAACGGUCGCUGCAUGUGGUGCUCGCCGGUGCGCCUCGAGACGGUCUGCAAGGACGCGCGGCAGUCCAAGUUGGCGGCGAGGUUCUUGGUCAUUCUGAACGACUUGGACAAAGGCAUCUUCGACGUGGCCGCGGAGCGUCUCGCCGCGCACGAGAACGGCAGCGAGAUCGUGGACCGCGCCAGCGCCAUCCUGGCCGAGCGCGCGGAGGUCGUCGACCAGCAGCCGGCCGUGGCAGCAGCGGCGGCUGAGGAGGACCUGCCGGAGCCGAAUGAGGGAGACCAGGGCGACGUCGCCAUGCAGCUUGCCGAGGAGGAAACCGCUGGCGCCAUGGGGCCCGCCGAGGAGGCUGCCGCGGCCGAGCCGCCGCCAGUGCCCGCUGAAGGCGAGAGCGCGCAGGGCGAGCGGCCGCCGCCUGCGCCGCGCUGUGCUCGGCGGCUGUGCGAGGGGUACGCCUUGGCGCAGGCUAUGGGGCGAAAGCUCAGGGCCAAGCAGGAGAGUGGCGUUUGCGUCUUCUCGACGGUGAAGCCAGGGCUUCGCGCGAGAGCAGCAGACGGCCACUGCGUGUUCUCCACGCCAGAGCGCAUGAAGGAGGCCGUUGGGAAUCCAAAGAAGCAGAGCAACGUGGUUUCCGCUCUGAAGAAGUUCGAGCAGGAAAAGCCUGCGGCCGAGAAUCAGAAGCCCGAGAUCUACCAGAAGGCGCUGGGCAGGCUCCGCAGGCACCUGACCGUGGAGGAGUUCAAGACCAUUGUGACGCCGAAGCAUUGCUGCCGGGGGGCUGGCGCAGACAUGUGCAUCUUCAACACCAGAUUGCCAGGGAAGCCUGCGCUUGUGAAGAAGAGCGACAACAGCUUGUGCAGUUGGUGCGAUCCUGGGCGGCUGCGCACCAUGCAGACGAGCAGGGCUGGCGGCAUCUUGGCACAGCUAAAAGUGUUCCACGAGAAGAACCCAGUGGUGUCAGCGAAAGCCAAGGAGAUUGCAAGAGGGGUCUUCGGGGACGACUACGUGGCGAAGCUGCAGCAGAAGCGCGUCAGGGCGUUCCAACAAAAGGCCCGGCACCUCCGGCGACAUGGCGACCAGAAGAAGCAGUGGGCCGAGGCAUUGAAGACACGGCAUCUGCAGAUGGCACCGCCCCACGAGGAUCGCGAGGCGCGGAAGAGGUACCGCGCUGGCGUACUGGCCGACCAGAAGAAGAUCAUGAAUUCUUUCUUUCCCGAGGAGGCAGAGAGGAGGCCGCGCGGGCGCGCGGACGAGGUCCCGAAGCCAGACGACGUGCUCCCGCCGCUGAAGGACGCGACCCACUCCGAUCUGUCGGCGGGGCUGCGGUCAUGGUUGGAGCGCGGUUCCUGGGGCAAGUGCAGGACCUGCGGUUGCUUGCAGCCGCGGCCGAUGCACGAGAUUGACCUGGCGGGCGACCCGAAGGUGGAGAUACCGCAGAAGCAGUGUCGACGAUGCAACGCUGGGCGGGACUACUGGGCGCCCUGUCCUGACGACGUGCCGAAGCCUCUCCGCAAUCUCUCAGAGGACAUCGUGCAAGCUUUGAGGCCCGUCGAGAUCGACGUGGGGCCAGAGACGCGCUCCACGGACAGCCUUGGCCGCUGGAACGGGUACCGCAAGAAGGUGAAGAUGGUGACGUUCUAUUUCUCCAAAUGGCGCGUCGUGGACAAAAUCGGGGAACUGGAGGGGAAGGAUGCCCGGAGCACGGCCCGGAAGGCUCACAGGUAUCUCAUGUCUUGCGACGAGUCUGCGUAUCGGCGGUUCCACGAUAUGCACGAGACAUUCAUGAACAAGCACGGGGAGGACGCUGAGGACAGGAAACGCAGGCGGCCGUAUCAUUUCCUCCAGGAAGUUGGCCUCGAAUGCGCCCUGUGGCCGCAGCUGUAUUGGCGCGAGGACAUGACAGAGACCCAUGAGCAAUGGUCCGACGUGCGCCGCGAGGAGAACCGCGAGGCGAAGGACCCGAAGAAGAAGCGCGCCAGGUACGGCGACGACAGCGAGGAGUCGGCCUGCGAGGAUGCAGAGGAAGACGAGGAAAGGGGCGGUCAGCGCACGAGCGUGAAGCGCUCGUUUAUAGCCAAGUGCAUGUCUGACCUGAUCGGCUACCAAGGCAAUUUCGAACUCCUCCAGUUCGUCUUCGACUUGAACUUGUGGGCCACUCUGGGCGCGAAGAAAAACCUGAAUCUGGAGAACGUACCCAUGCGCAUCCGCAUGAAGGGCCAUCCCUUCUCCCCGCUAUACUGGAAGGACACGCUGAACGCGUUGGUGGAUCUCGUGCGACAGGUUGGCCUUCCGAAGCUCUUCUUCACGAUAGCGCCGUGGGAGCAGUCAUUCCCGUACCACGAGUGGCUCCGCGACGAGAUGCACAAGACGCUGAAGACGCGAAUGCAUCUGCCCGUGGGCGAGACCUUGCACAUUACCCAUUCCCUUAUGCAGAUCGUCCGCGGGGUGAUUGCGGGAAACAACCAGCAGAGCCAGGGCCGGGCGGACCGAAGGUGGAAGAAGCAUGUGUUCUCGAGCAAGACCGAGGACGGCGUCGGGAACAAGAGUGUCAUCUCGUUCACGCGCGUGGAGUUCCAGGAUGGCAGCCGCAAAGAAGGGACGAAGCGCUACGACGGAUCUGGGCGGCCGCAUUUGCACGUGCUCUUCUUCGCCGACGAAGACGUAUUGGCUGACGCAAAGCUCGAGCAGCACAUCUUCGCUUCGAAGAGCGACGAGUUCAGCGACCACCUCAAGGGCUACAUCGACGGCUCCCAGUUGGACAAGCGCGGCAAGUCGGAGAGCAAGUGGCCCGUGUACAAUGGAGAGCCAGGGUACCACGUCCAGGCAGAGAAGCUGCUGCUCCAGCAUUCUAGUGCCGACAAAGAAGCCGGCCUGCGCGCCUUCUGCGUGGACGUCAUGGACGCGGUUCCGAUUCACCAGGAUUGGUUGGAAUCGGAUGGGGACGUGGCUCGCAGGGUUUGCUUCGAGUACCGCCCGUACGAGCCCGAAAUGAUUUUGCAGCUCUGCGGCGCGCAGUACCGCCAGGUGGACCUGUCGACGGUGAGCGGGGGCUGGAAGUCGGUGGCGGCUCCUUACGUCGGCAUGCAGGAGACGCCGGCGUGGGUGAAGAAGUACGAGAGCUGCCCGUGGCGCAGCGAGGAAAUGUGCUUGCUGGACUGGCUGCGCAAGACGAACGACUCUGGCGAGAUCGCGGGCUGGCUGAAAGCUCGCCACCAGAAGGCCUUGUGCGAAGCUGCGUACGAGCAUCACUGCGGCACGAUGACGCCUGGCACAGAGCCGCCGUCGCAGACUGCAUUUCGAACCGAUCUGCGGAAGCAGUACAAGCAGAGCGACGAGAGCGCCCCCUUCGUAGAGUGGAUGAAAGAGAUAUCCGUGCGCGCGGGCGCGAGCGUGGCCGACUUCCCGACGCUGGAGGAGUACGCGCGGACCUACACUGUCAGAGGAGAGAAGAUAGUGGCGGUGGACACGGUGUUCGAGUUCAACGAUCGUUACUACGGCCAGUGGGCGGCGAUGAACGUCCCGUUCCGGAACUUGGAGGACUUGCAGUGUGAGGUGGUGCAGAGGCUCGUGCCAUCGAAGUAUCAGCAUCUCGCCACAGCGCUGAAACUCUGCAGCGAUCGUCAGAGAGUGUCCGAAGAGUUCCAGGACAUCUUUGUCGACCAGGCGAAGUUCAUGAAUCUUAUGAAGGUCGCUGGCAAUUCCCAGAAAUUCAGCGAAGCCGUGCAUCGCAUGAUCGUCGGGCAGAGAAAGCUCAUCGACAUGUACCUCACGGGCGUGCUGAACAAGGAGGACGAGAAAGGUGGACUGGACGCCGAGGCCGUGGCGAUGGGCAACCGAAGACACGCGCGUGAGGAUGCGCAGGGCGACGUGGUCUUCCUCCGGAAACAACUGCAGUUCGAAGAGGCGGUGAACGACAGCGUGGACCGUGCCCUGCUGGCCAAUCACUCGGAGGACUGGGAGAUGGCAGAUCAGGCGCGGGAGGAGGCUUUCGAAAGAAACAAACCUAUCAUCUGUCUGGGGAAGCCAGGGACAGGGAAGACCACUGUGGUAAAGGCUUGCAUCCGCCGCGCACAGGAGGGAGGCGGCCGCGUGUUGUUCGCCCUCCCGACCGCGCAGCUGUCGAGCCGCAUGAAGCAAGUGCUGCAGGAUCUGGAGGGAGUGGAGAUAGCGACAUGCCAUGCCGCCUUCAAGCUGAAUCAGCCGAUCACCGAGGCGCUCCCGCUCAUGACCGUGUACGACUUGGUGGUGGUGGACGAGGUGUCGCUCCUGGAUUGCCCGCAGUUCGAGCGCAUGCUGAAACUGUGGAGCGUGGCGGAGAAAGUGCCGGCUCUGGUUUUCCUAGGAGAUAAGUAUCAGCUUCCGGGUGUCGGAGAGACACGCCCGUGGGAAAGCUGCGCGUGGGAUCGCCCGAGGUGCUAUCACGUCAAACUGGACGAGACAUGGCGCUGCAAGGAGCAGCGCUUCCAGGACAUUCUGGACGAACUCCGCACAAGCAAGCCAUCGAAGGACACGCUACACAAGAUCUGCCGCGGUCGCAAGGCGUGGAAGAGCGGGGAGCCGACCCCAGCGGACCUGAAGGCGCUGUUUGAAAAGCACCCGGACACGCGGAUUGUGACCUGCACGCGCAAGGGUGCCGCCACCGUGAACGCGGCGGCCAUCGUUGCUCUCUACGGCCGGAAGAGCCCCCUGGCCACUCUCCCCGGGGACGUGGAGCUGAACCCGGAGAACUACUGGGACGGCAAGUUCCGCACCGACCGCCAGCCCAUUCCCAGCGCUGUCCCCGUGUACAAGAGGAUGAUGGUGUACCUGACGAAGAACGUGCGGAAAGAGGAUGACUUCGUGAACGGGAUGCUGUGCGAGGUGGAGAACUACCAUGCAGAAGAGGACAUGCUGCGCGUGCGGACGAAGACAGGUCACCGUCUGGCAAUUUCUCGGUGGACCGACCGGGAGAAAGGGAAUGCCGUUUACUUUCCCAUACGCCCAGGGUACGCGAGCACAAUCGACAAGGUGCAGGGCGAUGAGUUUCGGCAUAUCACGAUUUACCUCGACGGCUAUCCCAGGCCGGCGGCGGGGUACACUGCCUUGAGCCGCGUCGCCACGUCGGACGACUACCUCAUUGGUGGCCACGUGGAGCGAGGUAAUUUCAUUCCCGCAUUCUGAGGCGACCGAGUGCGAACGCAGCGCCACAGGCAGCUCAGCGCGGCUGCGGAUGGCCACAGGCAACACCAAAUUUCGAGGAGCGCGCUUCAUGCAGUCGGCGCGAU